Messenger RNA from Cyprinodon variegatus (sheepshead minnow), 2476 nucleotides. It is a transcript of the gene lsm14ab, whose product is annotated as LSM14A mRNA processing body assembly factor. The record is from RefSeq and is a predicted model, not a curated record. NCBI's taxonomy places the organism in Eukaryota, Metazoa, Chordata, Actinopteri, Cyprinodontiformes, Cyprinodontidae. The coding region runs from base 247 to 1569 and encodes 440 amino acids. The transcript has 10 exons. Gene Ontology annotation, biological process: P-body assembly; cytoplasmic stress granule assembly. Gene Ontology annotation, cellular component: P-body. Gene Ontology annotation, molecular function: mRNA binding.
GUUUUGUUCGUUUUUUUUAAGUGUACAAUCUUUUUCCCACAAUCCUCAGCGGCUGCAGAAGAAAAUGAAGUCGGCCAUGUCGUGUUAGGAGUCGCGGAACGGAGGACUGUGUUCAGGGAGAAAGGCUCAUUUAUUUGUGUUAUGCAGACUUAGAACCCGGCUUAAGAAAUCUCAUCAUUUGACUUUAUUUGUACUAUAAGCAUUUUAUUUGGAAGUUAGUGAAUUAUUGAACUUAGAGUGUAAAAUAUGAGCGGAGGAGGGACACCGUAUAUUGGCAGCAAAAUUAGCCUAAUCUCUAAGGCCGAAAUCCGCUAUGAAGGAGUUUUAUACACCAUCGACACUGAAAACUCGACAGUCGCUCUCGCUAAAGUUCGUUCCUUUGGCACUGAAGACCGUCCCACAGACAGGCCUAUACCACCUCGGGAUGAGGUGUUUGAGUACAUCAUCUUCAGAGGAAGUGAUAUAAAAGAUCUAACAGUUUGUGAGCCACCCAAAGCCACCAGCACCCUGCCUCAGGACCCUGCCAUAGUUCAGUCAUCAAUCGGAUCGACCAGUGCAGGAGCUGCACCAUCAUUCCAGGGUGCUGGUCCCUAUGCCCCAUUUAGCAGGGCCCCUGUUCCACCUUACAGCCAGUUCGGAGGUACACCCAUCGGAUCGCAGCAGUUUGGAUCUGCUGGAGGACGUACCAGUCCACAGCGAGACUCUUUGGCGAAAAGCUCCCCCGUGGAGCCGGUGCAGGCGCCGCCGUCUGCAGCCCCUGGUCUACCUGCGGCUGUGGGACAGAGGAGUCAGACAGGAGGGGCGGCCAAACCCAGCAGCUCUUCCACCGUCACCCAGAAACCCCCUGAUCUGCUUGAGCAGAAAAAAGCUCCUGACGUUCAGAAAGCUCCCCAGCCGGAUCAUGAACAUGCUGUUGAAAACCGGGAUCCCAACAGGCGUCAACUUGCAGGUGUUCAGUCUAACCGCCGAGGCCGGGGAAGAGGAAACCGCAGCAGGGGCAGAGUUAACAUGCGCAAAGACGGCACCGUGAAAUUCGAUGAGGACUUUGACUUUGAAACUGCCAACGCCCAGUUCCACAAGGAUGAGAUCGACAAAGAGUUUCAAAACAAGCUGAAACUGAAAGAUGACAAACCUGAAAAGGCGCUGAACGGAGAAGAGACUGCCGACUCAGAACAUCCAGCCACUGAGGGCACCGCUGAGGAAGAGGAGGCUGCGAUAAACGCGUGUUACUACGACAAGACUAAGUCCUUCUUUGAUAACCUGUCCUGUGGGGAUUCGAGUAAAACGGGUGAUGGUGGAUUUCAAAGGGAGCGCAGGCCGACCUGGGCAGAGGAGAGACGGAUGAACGCAGAGACGUUCGGCAUCCCUCUCAGACACCACCGUGGAAGAGGAGGUUACCGUGGACGGGGCUACGGUGGACCCCGUACGGGGCGGGGGCGGUCAUCGAGCAGAGGUUAUUUCGCGCCCCGGGGAGCCCCGCCUGGGUUCAGGGGCACAUACAGAGUUGGCAGAGGAGGCCGGGAUUUCCCUGACCUUGAUUACAGGAAGGAUAACAAAGUGGCUGCAUAGUGCUUCAGUGAUGGAUCCACAGGGAAUUGUAGCCACUUCUGAUAAAAUAAUAUCCAUUGUAGAAAUUUCCUGCGGUCUCUACAUUUUGACGAAGAGAAUGAAGACGAUAUUUGGACACCAGCAGCUCGGUGGACUGUUGGACAUGAUGGGGUGACAGUCCAACUCCCUCUCUCUGCUUUGAGACUGUAGAUUCUUUCUCCACAAGUUUUGUCUGAAAAAUUCAAAGAUCCCUUGUAAAUGCAAAGCUUUGGAGUAAUUGCGUACUUUUUUUGAUCAGUCUGAAUUCCUUUCUUAAAGUCGUCUUUGAUAUAAGGAGCAGAACGCGCUCUCAAACUGUGAGCCGAUCACAGCCCAUGUGAUCCAUAGCUUUACUUUUUUUUCACUUUUUGAUAUAUUUUUUUUUUUCCGGCACCAAAUUUGUCAUCCUCCUGUUGCACCGUGUGUUUUUUUUUUUUUUUUUCCUGCACAGUUGGGUUGCCAUUUAUUCAGUGUUUUAACUUUCUAGUAGUUUUUUUUUCCUGUAACAUUCAUUUUCUGUGAUGUAGUGAGGCCAAACGGAUCAAAAAUUUUAAUUUGUAAAAUAAAAAUUGAAUGUAAGACUAGCUUGAACCAGAAGACUUUUCCAGCUUUGUAUUCUACGUUAGAUCAGACCUGAGCCCUCAGACCUCCUCGUUUUCCUCCUGGUUUCAUGGCUGGAUGUCCGCUGGUAGCGAAUUCAAGAAACCAAACUCUUUGGUUUAUCACAAAUCUUGAGCUGUACUGGGAUUUUAUGAGUGCAGCUUUUAUUUAGAAUCGGGUUUGUUUACAUAAAGGAUACAAGAUAUAUUUUUUUCCUAAUUUGUGUAAAUUAAUAAAAUUAUACAAGGUCUUGGCAACAACUUCUAUUUACCUAAAUUUGCUGCUCUGC